ACAUCUUAGGCGGCAUAGUAACUUGUCCUCUAGCAAGGGUAAGAGAGUGAUAUAUCUGAUGGAGUUAAGAAGCCGCAUCCAUUUGCACUUCAUUAGGACUCUGACUGGUGGUGUAGUAAAAAGAACACUGAAUGUGACUCGAGGAAAACCAGUACUCAGAUUCAAGAAUGUGAAAGACAUAUGCGAAGAACUAGAUGCCAAAAAUGGUCAUUUGUUUCCAACAGUUCCACCAAAAGAUGAAUUUCGUGGCUUGCAUACUGACAGUUCUAGGGUCAAGACUGAAGGAAUAGGUACAGGUUAUGUUGGAAAUAUAAAAAUCAAGAGUGAACCUGAGGUUUCUGGUUUUGAUAGUAAUGAUGGAGGAAACAAUGAUUUGGAUUGCUUUGGUGAUAUGACACUGAAGCAGAUCAAGCAGACAUGCAAGACCAAGAAAAGAAAGCGUUCAAAGUCCACUGAUUUGAGUGAACAAUCACAAACGUGCUCUCCUGUUAAGCAAGAGUAUCCAAUGUCGGAAGCUGAUGAAGAUUCUGAACUCCUGGAGCCUCUUAGUAAGUUGAAAUCUAAACUUUCAAAGAAUGCAAAGGUCAAGACUAAACGCAAGCGUAUGAAAAAGGGUGCAUCUACCAUCUCAAGUGAGCAGGAGCUACUGCAAUUCAAUCAGGUUACAACUGAAUGUGAGAGGGACAUUGAAAUAGAUGUUCCUCAGCCUGGUUGUUCAGAUGUCGAGACCACUGAUGAUACCUCUUUGGCUUAUGGAAAUAUGGUGGGUGAUUAUGGAGCAGUGCCAACUGAACUCCCUAUGAAAGCUGCUAAAAUGCCAACUUCUCCAACAGAUGAAAAUCAGAGCUGCAUUGUAUAUGAACCAUUUUGUGAAGAUAUGGAGUAUGGUCCUAUCCCACUUCAGAUUGUAAGCAACUCAGGUUGGGAUAUAGUCGAGGCAGAUGAUACAGAGAGAAUCAGUUACCAGUAUCUAGAUUACUGGCCUGCACUAGAAUCUAAGAUUCAAGGAUAUCUUACAGAUUCGGUCCACCCUCACCUCAUUGAAGCAAUGUCUUCAAAUGACAUUAAUUUCACUGAGGAUGCAAUGUUAUGUCAGAUUAACAGGGAGACCGAAGAAGAUCUAUUUCGGUGCACGGAACCUAUUAAAGGAUCUGAUACAUGUAUAUCUGAUGCCUAUAACAAAGAUGAUUUACCUUCUAAUCAGAAAACCAGUGCUGACUCUGUUGGUGGUUGUGACUUGGGCUCUGGUAGCAGUUUAGCGUCUGUGGUAGAUCAAGUUUCCUUGGUGAAGGAAGAGGAGGAGCAAUCCCAAUUGUCUGCAUGUGCUGAUGCAAAAAUAAGCUUGUCCCCUGAGGUCAUAUCAUGUGAGGCUGGUGACGAGCGUACAUCAGCAGCUAGUGGUGGGUACUUCGAGCAGCAGCAUCCUCAAAGGCUGUUCCAAACAAGAAAGGUCAUUUCACCAGCUUCCCAAGAAAAACUGUGCAAGGCUAUGGAGUCAAUUGAUAUACAACACGGACAUAGCUUGUGCAAGGGAAAACUAUAUUUUGGAAAACAAACUGACAGUAAAACCCAUGGAGCUGAAGGACAACCUAAUCAGAUCAGAAGACUUAAGUUCUGUAUUACACAGCAAACCAUCAUAAAUUCGAAGAAUGAGAAGAUUAGUUCUCAUCCUAGAGGCAUCCCUAAAGCUUUGAAUGGUUCUUCAACUCCACCACCACGUUUUAGUACAGGGUGUACAUCCAUUCGAACCUGUUCAGAUAGUGCCAUUGCAUUCUCACAACGCCAGAUGCAUGACAUUCAAUGUAUCACAACAAAACUCACAAAUGAGUUGCAGAUCAUGAAGGAAAUUGCUGAAGAAAGAUUAGUGUCCCGACCCUAUUCUACUACAUCGCUGAAAUACAAUGCUGAUGAGGUUAGAAUGGCCAUUCAGAAUGUAACACGAGUUGAAGGUUCUGCUAAGAAGUUGCUCUCAAUGAUGUCAAGGGACUGUAGCCGAUUCUGUAAAAUCAUGAGAAUGGCCGAUCAGAAUGCUUCUAAUGCUCCUAAGGGCGUUGCAGACAAUCACAUGAAAACAACUGUUGUAAACAAGGAGAGGAAGAUCACCUUUGCCGAUGAAGCUGGGGAACAGUUGUGUCAUGUUAAAGUUUUUGAGAAUGAGAUGAUACCAUCUUCCGCGAUCGAUCCGUCUUUAAAACAGGAAGUGCUGGUUAAAUGACAUGAACGCUUGCCAAUUGACUUGUUCUAGGUGUACAUCUUUGUAUGAGUGAGGGGCACCUUAAUUUGAGUUUUGACCCCUUUUAUUGUUCUCCCUUCAUUUUUCAUUCUUUAUUUACUGAAGAUCCCAAUAUGCCUGGGCUGUAUAGUAUUUG
Messenger RNA from Argentina anserina (silverweed cinquefoil), 2369 nucleotides. RefSeq lists its product as uncharacterized. NCBI's taxonomy places the organism in Eukaryota, Viridiplantae, Streptophyta, Magnoliopsida, Rosales, Rosaceae. The coding region runs from base 59 to 2215 and encodes 718 amino acids. The transcript has 5 exons. The record is from RefSeq and is a predicted model, not a curated record.